Messenger RNA from Propithecus coquereli (Coquerel's sifaka), 4419 nucleotides. RefSeq names its product chloride intracellular channel 4 (gene CLIC4). The record is from RefSeq and is a predicted model, not a curated record. Lineage: Eukaryota; Metazoa; Chordata; Mammalia; Primates; Indriidae. The coding region runs from base 271 to 1032 and encodes 253 amino acids. The transcript is spliced from 6 exons.
CUGGAGAGUCCCGAGACGCCGAACCUUGGCUCCGCCCACCGUCCGAGGCCCCGCCCCAGGCGCCCCGCCCAGCGGUUUGAAGCGGCACGGGCUGCGGCCGCCUCAGAGUCGCGCGCGGGGCGUGGGGCAGUGCUGAGGAGACUCGGUCGCGGCAGCUCGACGCCGGACUGUCCAGCGAGCGCAGCGCGGCGAGAGCCCGCAGCCAGAGCAGCCCCAGAGCAAAAGCAGCAGUCGCCGCCGUCCGCGGAGCCCAGCCCAGCCGAGCCGGCCAUGGCGUUGUCGAUGCCACUGAACGGGCUGAAGGAGGAGGACAAAGAGCCCCUCAUCGAGCUCUUCGUCAAGGCUGGCAGUGAUGGUGAAAGCAUAGGAAACUGCCCCUUUUCCCAGAGGCUCUUCAUGAUUCUUUGGCUCAAAGGAGUUGUAUUUAGUGUUACCACCGUUGACCUGAAAAGGAAGCCUGCAGACCUGCAGAACUUGGCUCCUGGGACCCACCCACCAUUUAUAACUUUCAACAAUGAAGUCAAAACGGAUGUAAAUAAGAUUGAGGAAUUUCUUGAAGAAGUUUUAUGCCCUCCCAAGUACUUAAAGCUUUCACCAAAACACCCAGAGUCAAAUACUGCUGGAAUGGACAUCUUUGCCAAAUUCUCUGCAUAUAUCAAGAAUUCAAGGCCAGAGGCUAAUGAAGCCCUGGAGAGGGGUCUCUUGAAAACACUGCAGAAACUGGAUGAAUAUCUGAAUUCUCCACUCCCUGAUGAAAUUGAUGAAAAUAGUAUGGAGGACAUUAAGUUUUCUACACGUAAAUUUCUGGAUGGCAAUGAAAUGACAUUAGCUGAUUGCAACCUGCUGCCCAAACUGCAUAUUGUCAAGGUGGUGGCCAAAAAAUACCGCAACUUUGAUAUUCCAAAAGGAAUGACUGGCAUCUGGAGAUACUUAACUAAUGCAUAUAGUAGGGAUGAGUUCACCAAUACCUGUCCCAGUGAUAAGGAGGUUGAAAUAGCAUAUAGUGAUGUAGCCAAAAGACUCACCAAGUAAAAUAGCACUUAUGACAGAGAUAUCUUCAUGUCUUCCCCUAAGAAUAUGCUUUUCCUAACAGACUGCUUCUCUUCCUAGAGUAGAAAUUAUAUUUUGCAUGAACAUGCAGUUAUUCAAGAUUAGGAUCAAGGAUAGACAAGGUAUAGUAGUUAUCUUAAAAUAUACACUCCUAAGCAGUAUUAUUUUGAAAUCAUUUUACCCUGCCUACCUCCCCCUACCCAUAUCCUCCUAUCCUCUAAUUUGGAGACACUCCAUCACAAUCUUUUCACUUUAGAGGUAGUUUGCCAUCUCUCUGGAGUCCUAACCAUUGUGUCCAUUCACUGUGUAGAGAUGGCAGAACUUUGGAGGUGCAAUGUGUAAUGUUAAAAUAGUAGCCAUGACUUCAUCGGGCAGCCCCAAACUGGUGCGUAAUGCAUGGUACAAGGAAUAUUUAUGUAUUUUUUGAAAUUUUGUAAUAUUUAGUAAGAGUAUAUAAAAGGAUUGCUACUGUAUCAGAAAUAUUCUGUUUCAAUUUAGUCUGUCCUGGAUAUGUACUAAAGAAUAUUACCACCAGAGAAGAGAGCCUUCUACAGAGAUCACUACAGAUUUUGCUAUUUUGCUUUGUAGAUACAUUUUUACUUUUGCCUAAAAGCAUUUAUCCUUCAUACCAAUUGAAACAUCCGAUACUAUGUAGAAGCUAAAAGUUUAGAGGAAGAGAUGGUUUUUUCAAGAUCUUCUGCAAGCAUUUUAUACUUAGAAUCUGAUGGGCAUCUGAGACUCUGUCUUAAUGUGUUUGUUAUAUAUAUUUUGCCCAGUGCCAUUCAUUUGGAACAUUAUUGCUUUCUUCCUUUAUUUUAAAAAGCUCCUUUUUAGGUAAGCAUAGAGCUUGCUACUUGUAGAUCUUUUGAGCAACACUACAUAAACUUAUACUUAGUUGAUUUAGCUAUAGUAGUACAAUGACUAGUAAUGUAAAAAUUAACACAAAUUAACCUAAGGAAUGAAGGGAAGGUUUGUCAAAAUAUGAAGUAAAUUUUUGUUUCUAAAGCAUAUUUAAUGUAGGUGAUCUAAAGAAUGCAUUAUCCUUCCUAUAUUAAAACGAAAUAAAACACAGACUACCAAUUUUCUUAUUUCACCCCAUUUACCGUGCGUAGAGGAUUGUUCACUCCUGUUGGACUAAAUUAUAAUUGUUAUGGUGAGUGAGUAUUUGCUGCAGUUUUGCCUGAUCUCAAUCAUUAUACUUCCUUGAGUUAAAUUUUUCUACAGCCAUGUUGAGGAAUAGGACUCUGCAUGUGUUUUUGUUUUGUUUUGUUUUUUUCUUUUUAAAUCAAAGUCCUAAACAAGAAUUGUUUGUGCUCUAACAAGAGAAGAUGAAGUUGGUGAAAAUAAAAAUUUGCUAUGCAUUUAUUCUUAAAAAGAGCAAAAUGGACUUUCUGAGUACAAAUCUGAAGACUGUGCUUGUGACUAUAAUACAGUUUUUGUAAUUUUUUUAUACCUAACUUGUGUAGAAAGUGCUAUUUCUCAUGAACUAUUUUUUGAAUUUUAAGUAUAUUGCUUUAAAAUGGCAGUGUUUUUCCCCCUUUGAUAUGCUAAUAUUUAGUAAGCACUGGCUUUGUGGAAGCAGCCUGAUUUUUGUAAGCAUACUGCCUUUUUAACCUAUCAGUAAAUUAACUUAGUAUAGAAAGAUAAGAAAAGCUCCAUAUUGUAUCCAUUUGGCUCAGGGAAAUUCCUUUGCCUUACUUUUCUUACAACUCCUGUUGCUGAUCAAAAGUUUGAGUACCUAUCUUUUUAUUAGUUAAAUAUUAGACAAUGAUUUAUCUGGUUCUAGGAAGAAGCACUAUCCAGUUAUUUAUUGAGAAAUUAUAUUGCAGUAGCUUCAUUGGGUGAGUGUCCCAUCUGUAUCAGUACAUAGGCAGGUAUCAUCACUAUUCAUUUACAUUUUAAAUAGUGGCAGCUUGGCAUUCAGGUGAUAUUGAACCUUGCCUUAAGGUAUGAAAAAGAUUCGAGAGAAGGGGAUUUCUGUUCUUUCUAGUGAACGGCGGACUAAGUGGUGCAGAGUAGAGGGCUAACAGAGGAAAGAGCUCCGUUCCUCAAAAUAGAGUGAUGAAAAACCGAUUCUGAAACGCAAAGUAUUUUCACUUUGGAUAUUUAUUCUCUUCAUUGUUUUUUAUGCAUCCAAUGAUUACACCUGGUUCUCUCUGGAUGUCCAAGAAAGGCAGAUAUAUUAUGACUUUGACAAAGGCAGAAUUAUUUUUCUCUGUAUAAAGACAUUUUAUUAUUACUUUAUCAGAGAAGUUAGUCAUAUGAAAUUGAGAUUAGCAGGUGGACAAAAGCUAGUAGAAAGGAUGAUCCUACAACAUUCUUUUACCUUAUUGUUUGUAUGUGGAAAGAUUAUAGCUUAAAAUAUUGAAAGAUUUGGGACAUAAAUGUUUUCAUGGCAGGCAAGUCAUGUAGUGUAUGGAUUAACAUAAUGAAAACAUCUGAUUUUAUUUCUGCAACUAACAAAUCAUUCCCCUUCAUUUAAACACCCUUUAUGUUUUAUUACUUCAAUAAGGAGGUUUGAGUCUGAAUGGAAGGUCUCACUGUUUUCCAAGGGAUUCUGAGAAAUUUUUGUAUUCAACAGUUGGAAAGCUCUCUUCUAUUCCAGUUGAUACAAAUUCCCUUUUCUGAUAUGGAUGCAGAUUUUCUAUACAGUUCUGUUAUCUUUUUUUAGUAGGAUUGUUAACUUUUGUGAAGAAAUUCAAAUAAGAUUUCUUGGUAACCUUGGCUUUCACAAUUUAUUUUUAAACCCUUGAGCAAUCUAUAUAAAAUAAAGAGAUUUCUGACAUUUAUGCUUACACUAAGUGGAUCAACUCUAGAAUAUAGGCAUUUUAACUUCUGUUGGGUUUUGAAUCUUUCCAGAGUUGUAUGUAGAUAGCUUUUUAUUUCUGUGCACUUAAAAAACCCAUUUAGAAAAUACUACAAAGUAAAAAUGAGAGAAAAUAGAAAUGUAUUUUUUCAUGAACAUUUUGAUACACAUUUUAUCAAGUUUAUUGAUUCACCAAUUUCUUACACUGGUUAUAACCAGUAUUGUAAUUCAUAGGGAAGCAUUCAUUAUUGAUAUAUGGACUUUUCUUUACUCCAUCCUUUAUAAAUGAUCAAGGUUCAGGCCACUAAAAUUUUUAUCAUGGAAAAAAAUUUCAAUCCCUCAAGCCAUAAUGUUGAACAGAAUUGGAGUAUUUUCUUUAGAAUUUCUUCAGCAAGCAAAUGAAAGCUUAUUGUAGAAUGCUUGUAUUUUCUUUUCUCUCUGGAACAUCAACACCAGUAUAUUGCUGGCAGCUAUUGUAUUAAAAAAAUAAAGUAUAUUUUCACUAUCAUAAAAGGUUCUUUUUUCCCCCCCCUCAUGAAAAUAAAUAACAACUUUGGGUAAAA